Coffea eugenioides is the source of this 876-nucleotide messenger RNA. RefSeq names its product probable LRR receptor-like serine/threonine-protein kinase At3g47570. Bases 1 to 876 code for a protein of 291 amino acids. Lineage: Eukaryota; Viridiplantae; Streptophyta; Magnoliopsida; Gentianales; Rubiaceae. The transcript is spliced from 2 exons. Gene Ontology annotation, molecular function: protein kinase activity; ATP binding. Gene Ontology annotation, biological process: protein phosphorylation. The record is from RefSeq and is a predicted model, not a curated record.
AUGGCAGAAUAUCAUAUCAUGAAAUUGAACAAGCUACGUACUGAAGGAUUUAGUGAGAGAAAUUUGAUUGGCAUGGGUGCCUAUGGUUCUGUUUACAAGGCACUAAUCAAUGGAUCAGAUGUAGCUGUGAAGGCGUUCAACUUACAAAUAGAAGGUGCAUUUAGAAGUUUUGACAUAGAAUGUGAAGUACUACGCAACCUUCAUCACCCUGACUUCAAAGCUUUAAUUCUUGAAUACAUGUCUAAUGGAAGUCUUGAAAAGUGGUUGUACUAUCAGGAUCUUUACAUGGAUUUUUUACAAAGACUAGACGUAAUGAUUGAUGUGGCAUCAGCAUUAGACUAUCUGCACAAUGGUUUUUCAAUCCCUGUGCUUCACUGUGAUUUGAAACCAAGCAAUGUUUUACUUGACGAAAAUAUGGUAGCACAUGUGAGUGAUUUUGGCAAUGCAAAAUUAUUAGGGAUGGCAGAGAGCAUGUCCCAAACUCAGACACUAGCAACACUGGGAGACAUGGCACCAGAGUAUGGAUCAGAAGGUUUGAUAUCCAAGAAGUGUGAUAUCUACAGUUUUGGAAUCAUGUCGAUGGAAACUUUCACAAGAAGGAAGCCAACUAAUGAAAUGUUCUCAGGAGAUAUGAGCUUGAAGGACUGGAUAAAUGCAUCAUGGCCAGAUACUGUAUCUGAGGUUAUAGAUGCUGAUUUGAUGAGGCUAGAAAAGGAUUUAACAGGGAUGGUUCAGUACACACCAUUGAUAAUGGAAGUAGCUUUCAAGUGCUCAGCAGAGCUACCCGUGGAGAGGAUAGCAAUUGGAGAUGUUCUAACUUCACUUGAGAAAAUCAGAAAUCACCGCAUUGAGAGCCAACAUAAGCAUGAAAGAUAA